UAUUCUCUACUCCCCCCUUCCCUCGGCGCAUAUCUUUGUGCCUAAUACUAUUCGGACACUAUACUCAUAGACCACCAUCUCGUUGGAUAGGAGAGAGUGCUUCACACCAAGACUGAGCCGCUAGCGAUAGACGCAAACCCCAGAUAUUAUAGAAUCUAGAUGCGACAACGAGGACAUCAAGCAGCAGCGGCAAUGACUCCAGAAACAAAACCCCUCCUUGGGGACGAGUCUCCCAGCCCGCCAGCUAAUUUUACAUCCGCCCUCCCACUCACCACCACCACCACUACCACUACCACUACCAACAAGGCCACCCCAGCCCGCCUACCACAAGCAAUAGCCCACCGCGGCUUCAAAGCCCAAUACCCCGAAAACACCAUCCUCGCCUUCCGCGCCGCGCUUGACGAGGCGGGCGCCCACGCCCUCGAGACGGACCUGCACCUCUCGCGCGACGGCGUCGUCGUGCUCUCCCACGACGGAAACCUGAAGCGGUGUUUUGGAAUCGAGGAUACGAAAAUCAACGAGUGCGAUUGGGAUUACCUUAAAACGCUUGAGACGGUGAGGGAGCCGAGGCAGAGGAUGCCGAGGUUGGAGGAUCUGUUGGGGUUGCUUUCGGAGGUCGGGAGAGAGGGGGUUUGGGUUUUGCUUGAUAUCAAGACCGACGACCCCCCAGCAGAACUCCUCGGCCGCGUAGCCGACGUCCUAGCUUCCACGCCGGGCCCCGUACCAUGGAACGAGAGGAUAGUGUUCGGAUGCUGGAACCAACCCUACAUAACCCACGUCCGCACAAUCCUCCCAACCUACCCAAUCUCCCUCAUCUCCUGGUCCCCCCUCUACGCCCGCAACUUCCUCACGCCGAAACAGCCAAAUCUCUCCUUCAACAUGUUUCAAAAGUCCCUCGUCGGGCCCGUCGGCAAGCUGUUCAUCCGGGACGUGAAGAAACAUAACAGACAGCUGUUUGUCUGGACGGUGAAUGACGAGGAGUGGAUGGAGUGGAGUAUUCGUGCCGCUGUGGACGGAGUGAUUACGGAUGAUCCGGAGUUGUUUCGGGAGGUUUGUCGACGGUGGGAGGGGAAGGGGCGCGCUGCUUCCGCGUCUGCUUCUACGUCUGCGUCUGCGUCGGCUUCGAGAGAGCAUGGUGCGAUUGCGCUUACAGACGAGGAGGACGAAAAGGCGAGGGUCGCUAGACGGACGGGCCGGGUCCGGGACGGGACGUGGAAGAGGACUGCGAGGUUGUAUCUCGAGGUUGCGGGGAUACAGGUCCUCGUGGCUGUGUUUACGCCUAUUCUGAUGCUUGUUGCGCGGUUCGGGGUCGUGGGACCGGGGCCCAAGGCUGCCAAGGCGUUGAAGUUGUGAGAUGGAGGGAUGGUAGGUUUGAUACGAUUUGUUGUCUAUGGUGUUAAGAUUUGUUCUAGAAAUAUGAUCUAGGGGGGGGGGGGGCAGAUAGAGAUUGCGGAAGAGUAGAGAAUGGCCUAGGAGGAGUGCA
Messenger RNA from Colletotrichum godetiae, 1483 nucleotides. Its product is annotated as glycerophosphoryl diester phosphodiesterase. The record is from RefSeq and is a predicted model, not a curated record. Gene Ontology annotation, biological process: lipid metabolic process. The transcript is spliced from 4 exons. The coding region runs from base 160 to 1353 and encodes 397 amino acids. NCBI's taxonomy places the organism in Eukaryota, Fungi, Ascomycota, Sordariomycetes, Glomerellales, Glomerellaceae. Gene Ontology annotation, molecular function: phosphoric diester hydrolase activity.